Epithele typhae is the source of this 471-nucleotide messenger RNA. RefSeq names its product mitochondrial import inner membrane translocase subunit. NCBI's taxonomy places the organism in Eukaryota, Fungi, Basidiomycota, Agaricomycetes, Polyporales, Epitheliaceae. Gene Ontology annotation, molecular function: transmembrane protein transporter activity. The coding region runs from base 1 to 471 and encodes 156 amino acids. The record is from RefSeq and is a predicted model, not a curated record. Gene Ontology annotation, cellular component: mitochondrial inner membrane; TIM23 mitochondrial import inner membrane translocase complex. The transcript has 5 exons. Gene Ontology annotation, biological process: protein import into mitochondrial matrix.
AUGGCCCACGCCGACCACACCCGCGACCCCUGCCCAUGGGUUAUCCUCUCCGACUUCGGUAGUGCGUUCGCCAUGGGUGCCGUCGGUGGUACCAUCUGGCACGGCAUCAAGGGUGCGAGGAACUCCCCAAGAGGAGACCGCAUGGUCGGUGCCCUCUCCGUCAUCAAGGCCCGUGCACCCGUAACGGGUGGUAACUUCGGUGUCUGGGGCGGUAUGUUCUCUACCUUUGACUGCGCAGUCAAGGGCUGGCGGCAGAAGGAGGAUAUGUGGAACGCCAUCAUCUCUGGAUUCAUGACUGGUGGAUGUCUCGCUGCGCGGAGUGGUCCCCGAGGUGCUCUGACUUCGGCCGUGGCAUGUGGUAUCCUUCUCAGCGUGUUCGAGGGUGUCGGUGUUCUUGUGUCGAGGGUGUUCAAUGACGGUACUCGUCCUCAGCUACCACCACUACCGGAGAAUGUGCAGCCCACUGCUUGA